Messenger RNA from Branchiostoma floridae (Florida lancelet), 1950 nucleotides. RefSeq lists its product as uncharacterized. NCBI's taxonomy places the organism in Eukaryota, Metazoa, Chordata, Leptocardii, Amphioxiformes, Branchiostomatidae. Bases 145 to 1950 code for a protein of 601 amino acids. The record is from RefSeq and is a predicted model, not a curated record. Gene Ontology annotation, cellular component: nucleolus. Gene Ontology annotation, molecular function: metalloaminopeptidase activity. The transcript is spliced from 4 exons.
UUAGCCAAUGUUCAUCACAGAGUUCUGACCGAUCCGCAUGCAUAUGUUUGAUUUUAGGCAUGGAAUAUCUAAUUUUUGACAUGACGAUCAACUUGACAUACUUGUGAUCAUCACUAGGAAAAGAAGUCCACAUCGUGAAGAAGAAUGAGAGAACUUGGUAAUGACCUUCCCUUGAUGGGUAACAGCCAUGAGAUCACCGCACACCACUUCAUCCUUGACCUUGAUGUUGACAUGGACCAAAAGGUCAUCAACGGAAUCAUCACACUAUUUCUCAAACCUUCCUAUAGACAGAUACACGGCACAGAUUUCGUUGUCAAGAAAGUUUCAAAUGCACACAAAUGUGAAAAGGAGAGUUAUGAAGGCUGCUGCCCCCAAGACGUCAACCAAGAAGCCAGCGGCCAAGAAGUCUACAAAGAAGUCUCUGGCCAAGAAACCUGCUGCCAAGAAAGCUGCCACCAAAAAGACUCAGACAAAAAAGGCCGCCAAGAAAACGGCGCCCGCCAAGAAGGCGACAAAGCCCAAGAAGAAGACUGUAGCAAUUGUGAAAAAAACAAAGAUCCUGCAGGUUCUAGUGGCUUCAAACUUGAAUUUGAACUUGAAGGGAACACACCUGUAUCCAAUGGUAACAGCUUUUUCGACUCCAGCUCUAAACCAGAGAAAGAAACAAGCAGAAGCGAGAAAGUUUCAGGCACAGAACCCGAUGCAAGGACAGAAUUCGAAGGUGUUGGUACUAGUUCAGUUGACCAAGUAGGCACUAGUGUUGAAACACUUAACAAUGUUUCACUCGGAUCGUGUAAUCUGGAUUCUUUUGAUACAGCCGCUGUUGAGUCAAGUAAAGUCAAGGAUUGUUGCACUCAGUCAGAUAGCAAAACUCAUGGGGACUUUCAGUUGAUUCUUGACUGCUGUGAUAUUGAAAUUCUGCAUGUUGAAGAGGUCCUCUUUACUCAAGAUGAGAUAAAAAGGAAAGCUGGGAGAAUAGAGAGUAACGCUAUUCUUAAGUCGUCAAGUAAAAAAUAUUCUGAGGCUACACAAAGCAAUGUGUUGGAACGGGAAGAUGGCUACAAUUCAUGCAAUGGUAGGCAGGACACUUUUGACAUAUUCUCAAAACUUAUGACAGAUUCAAAGCAAAAUCUGGCACAAGAGAGAAAGGCAAACUUAUCACAUAAUGAUGAGAGUUUACAGAAUCCAGAAAGGCAUAUUGAUCAUACCUACUGUAACAAUUACAACAGUGCACAGAGCUGUGUCGAAAAUUGCAGAACCACCACAUUUACCGCUACACCUGGAAAAAAUACAGCAACUACAGCAGAAUUUCACAAUGAUCAUGACUAUUUAGAAUCAAAGAAAUCCGUUUUGCAACAGACUUUAAGAUUAGAAUUCGGCAGCAAUGGUGAAGAUGUGGCAAGGGAUGAACAAUCUGAGAAAAAUUUUGACAUAUGUGAAGAGGAUUUCAAAAGGGAAUGCUAUAUUCCAGAACUCAAUCCUACUGCAAGCAAGGAGGAAGCCAAAGAGGUGUUCGCUACUUUUAUGGGAAUCCACAACUGUUCAUCGGGAAGACCCCUGCAUCACAGAGUGGACCCCUGGUGUGUGCGUAUCUGGAGGGAGGGGGUCAGGGACAGGGAGACCUUCCCCAGGGUGGUGCGCAUCAAGUACAGAACCACCCCCGAGGGGCGGUCCCUCACAUGGGUUACAGACCAGGAUGGGAAGCCUUGCAUGUUCACCCAAGGUUCCUGCAUCAACAACCGCUCCCUCUUCCCCUGUCAUGACUUCCUCACUAUGGCAACCUGGCAGGCUGUUGUCCAUGCCCCACAUGGUGCCACGGUCCUCAUGAGUGGGGAGGAGCCUGGGGUGCCAUGGCAACGAGAGGCUGUUGCUUGGCAACCAGAUGCUGUCACUAAGCAACCAGAUGCUGUCAAUAACAACAAGCUGGCACAGAAGCAACUACAGAAGUAA